CAAGUAAACCUCUCUAUAUAAAGAAAGGAGAUGUAUCAAUCUAAUUAAGCAAGAAUUAAGAAGGAAAUCCCUUCCCUCUUGCCCGGCCAUGGGCAAAAAGGCCCCCCGGCCGGCCCUCUUGCGCCCUUCUUCUAGCAACGCCAUAACAGCUUGGAAGAUACUUAAUAUUCAUGACAUCCAGAGCUUUCAAAGCAUGACUACACAAUAUACCAACUCUUUCAAAUUGGCCACAUCUACAUAGAACUUUUUGCUCUUCAUCAACUAUAACUUUGCAUUCUUCUUCAUAAGAGCAUUCCGGGUCAAGAUUGGCAAUUGCAACAGUAUAUGCAUUGUCUUCCUCCGAUGGCUUGAUGUACGCUGAGAUGGAUCUUUCGUAUUCAUUCUGAAAAUCUUCAAAUAUGCUAGGUGUGUAAACUUUGCUUGCUUGUAUUACUGUAGGAGUUCUUAUUCUAACUCUAGGUAAUUUUUUCCUCGACUCAUAUUCCUCAUUUACCUCUUUAUCUCUCUUUCCUUGCACAACCCUCUCUACGUGCUUGAAAAAACGAAGAAUGUCAAGAUCAGACUUCAAAUGGUCUUUCAAGUCACUAUUCAAGCUCUCACUUAAUUGUGUUCUUCUCAUGCCUAUAGUAUAAGCAUUUCUCAUGUAAGAUCUUGCCCAUUUCUCUUUUACUUUAUAGAUACUGUCCAACCAAGUCUGUGUAUCCACAUUGAUUCUUAUGGCAGUGAAAGCUUCUUCAAAGUCUUCCUCUUCCUCGUACUUGUACAUGCAAGCACUGAAAUCAGCAAGUACAUUUGGGCCAUCCUCGUCUUUUUUCUUAUGAGGAGAAGGAAGGCAAAAGGGAGAUCAUCUACAUUAAUCUCCUGUCAAGUAUUGGAAAUCCCAAGUAUUUCAUGAGCAAAGCACCUAUGGUACAACUUGCAUGAGAAGGAUGGUAAAAGUGAGUUCAAAAGGGAGAUCAUCCACACCACUUGCAGAUCAGCGGGAGAAGAACAAUCAAUAGAGAGAUAGGGCAAAAGGGAGAUCUUUAUGCCACAUAAACUUGCAGAUCAGCGUGAGGAGGACAGAUAUAGGGCAAAAGAGGAUCUCUAUGCCGCCCAUAGAUCAACAUAUACCUUGGUCACGUUCUGGCUACAAGAAGGAUGAUCAAGGAGGACUGGGGAAGACCGGCGGGACGAAGGCAUGGAGAUCGCUGUUUGGCGCCAAUGUGCGUUCUGUUUGGCGCCAAGCAGCCGUAGGAGAUAUUUCACCGGACAAAUUGGGGUGUUUGUUUUCAUUCUUUAAAAGAAUUAAGUGGGGAAAUUAGAGCAGUCAGAUUGGAAUUGACGGCUGAUGUAGAUGUCUACAGCAUCCGUGCAGUAAUAGUUGGACUGCAGAGGAGCCGAACCCCGUGGAAGAGGAGUUUCCGAGACACCGCACAACAGAUCGAGAAAUCCUGAGGCUAAAUCACGGUACAUGCGCGGGCGCGCAUGGCCAUGGCGAUGUCAACCGGCGACGGCGUCGUCCACCGCAUGCUCAGCCUCCACCGAGUCGUCAAGAGCAAUCUCGUCGCCGGUCUCCUCCGGUUCAUCCCGACUGCGCCGACGACGACGGCAGCACCGGCGGUGGAGCCGCCCGCGUGCCUGCUCGGAAACGGCAUCAAGACCGUGGUGCUCGAAGUCGACGCGCUGCUCCUCAAGUCUUCACCGCCGUCGGCCGCGACGCUGUUCCCUCCUUUCUUCCUCGUCGCCGUCGAGGCCGGCAGCUUCGCCCGAGGCCUCCUCCUGCUCGCGCUCUACCCGUUCCUGCACAUCAUGACGCACGCGAUGUGUGUAGAGGCCAUGGUCAUGGUCAGCUUCUGCGGGCUGCGGCGCGACGAGGCGGCGAGGAUCGGCAGGGCCGUGCUGCCCAAGUACUUCUCCAAGGAGGCGGCGCGCGUGGAGGCGCUGGGGGAGGCGAGGGAGGCGACGGCGAGUGAGGUGAAGGUGGCGGCGGCGAGCAGGUCGUUCCCGACGGUGAUGGUGGAGGCGUUCUUGAAGGAUUACGUGGGCUUCGACGCGGUGAUCGGCAGGGAGGUCAAGGCGGGCUACGGAUACUUCGCCGGUGUAAUGGACGACGGGAACACGUACGCGGAGAGGCUUAGGGCUGCGGUCAAGAGAGCCGAAGAGAACACUACGUACCACUACCCGAAGCCCAUGAUCUUCCACGACGGGCGGCUGGCGUUCACGCCGACACCGGCGGCCGCGCUCGCCAUGUACGUCUACUUCCCCUUCGCCGUCGUGCUCUCUGUCGUGCACAUCGCCAUCUACACCCUCCUCCCGCGGCGCCUGAUAGGCCCAGCCGCCGCGCUCGCCGGCGUGCGGGUGCGCGUCACCGGCGCCCCUCCCGCCGCCGCGAACGGCGAGAGCGGCGCCUCGGGCGGCCGGCUCUACGCGUGCAACCACCGCACGCUCCUCGACCCGAUUGCCAUCUCGAGCGCGCUGGGGAAGCCCGUGUUCGCCGUGACGUACAGCCUGAGCCCGCUGUCGGAGCUGCUCUCGCCGAUCCCGCUGCUGCGCCUCACCCGCGGCCGCGACGAGGACCGGCGCCGCAUGUCGGAGCUGCUGGAGCGGGGCGACGUGGUGGUGUGCCCGGAGGGGACGACGUGCCGCGAGCCGUACCUGCUCAGGUUCAGCCCGCUGUUCGCCGAGCUCGCCGACGAGGUGAGCCCCGUGGCGGUGGACGAGCGCUCCACCAUGUUCUACGGCACGUCGACGUCGCCGGGCGCCAAGUGCUUGGACUCGGUCUUUUUCCUGAUGAACCCACGGCCGGAGUACUCGGUCCACUUCCUGGAGCCCGUGCGCACAGACAACCCGCGUGGCAGCAUCGAGGUCGCGAACCAGGUGCAGGGCGUGCUGGCCGGCGCUCUCGGGUUCACGCCCACGGCGCUGACGAGGAAGGACAAGUACUUGCUGCUCGCUGGUAACGAGGGGGUCGUGGCGACCAAGACGAGCAAAGUCAUCUAGGAUUGUAGGGAUGCUUAGAAUAUAUACAUAGUAGAGUGUUGUUUUGCGGUACUGUACAUUGCACUGCAUAACCACAUUUUUUGUAUGCCGGAUUGAUGAACUGGGUAUGUUUGGAACGCUAAAGUUUCAUAUAUUUCACAUGGGAUGGGACACAUUAUUCAUCA
Molecule: messenger RNA, 3146 nt
Organism: Triticum aestivum (bread wheat)
Lineage: Eukaryota; Viridiplantae; Streptophyta; Magnoliopsida; Poales; Poaceae
Product: probable glycerol-3-phosphate acyltransferase 3
Exons: 3
Coding region: 1468-2982 (504 amino acids)
Biological process (GO): cutin biosynthetic process
Cellular component (GO): membrane
Molecular function (GO): glycerol-3-phosphate 2-O-acyltransferase activity; phosphatase activity
Source: RefSeq, a predicted model, not a curated record